This is a messenger RNA of Hylaeus volcanicus, 3793 nucleotides long. It is a transcript of the gene CenB1A, whose product is annotated as arf-GAP with coiled-coil, ANK repeat and PH domain-containing protein 2. The record is from RefSeq and is a predicted model, not a curated record. Gene Ontology annotation, molecular function: GTPase activator activity; protein binding. The transcript is spliced from 12 exons. The coding region runs from base 170 to 2920 and encodes 916 amino acids. Gene Ontology annotation, cellular component: cytoplasm. NCBI's taxonomy places the organism in Eukaryota, Metazoa, Arthropoda, Insecta, Hymenoptera, Colletidae.
AGAGGGUGAGGGGAAUGCGUGUUGUUCUCCGCGAAUGCGAACGGUUCGUGUUAAUAGUCUUUCCAAAUGAUCGUGCCGUUUGAUGGGAAAUAGUGAACGGAAAAAUUUCAAGAUUGCGGUUCGUCGGACGAUACUGCGCUUGAAAAUUCCGCGGAACGGAUAGUACAAAAUGAAGCCUUUAAUCGAAUUUGAGGAAUGUUUGCGAGACACGCCAAAGUUUCGAAUACGCAUCGAGGAAGUGGAGGCAGAUGUCGAUUUACUGGAGCAAAAGUUAGACAAGGUAUUGAAAAAUUGUGGCCAAAUGAUUGAAACUGGUAAACUGUUUAUAGGACAGCAAAGCCAAUUCACCAACAGUCUUUGGGAGUUAUCUAUGUACUUUAAUGAUGGUUCUGAGAUAAUGGCCUUCUUAAACAAAUUAAUUCAUGCUUUACAAGAAAUGAACAAAUUUCAUACCAUCUUAUUAGAUCAAGCAUCUAGAACUGUAGUUAAAGAUUUAAACUCAUUCAUUAAAAGUGACAUCAAAAAGGUAAAAGAAUCUCGUCAUUAUUUUGAAAAAAUUUCUGCUGAUUUAGAUAUAGCUUUAAAUAGAAAUUCUCAAGUUCCAAAAUCCAGACCUGCUGAAUACGAGGAAACUUCUAAUAUUUUAUCGGCUACUCGAUCAUGUUUCCGACACACGGCUUUGGAUUACAUUCAUUCAUUGACGAUGAUACAGGCACGCAAACGACACGAGAUAUUGGGCACACUACUUAAUUACAUGCAAGCAUGCAUUACUUACUAUCAUCAAGGUAGCGAUCUCGCGCAAGAUUUAGAUCCAUUUUUAAAAGAUCUUGGUGAAAAUAUAAUUAAAAUGAGAGCCGAUUCUAUUAAACUUGAAAAAGAAAUGGAAAAUCGACACAUUUAUGUUACAAACAGAGAUUUAAUACCUUCCCUAAUAUCCAGUAAUCCUAAGAUGGAAGGAUAUCUUUUUAAACGAACUAGUAAUGCAUUUAAAACAUGGAAUAGAAGAUGGUUUUGUUUAAGAGACCAUCAAUUGGUGUAUAGAAAAAGAACUGGUGAUAAUGAUUUUACAAUUAUGGAAGAAGAUCUUCGCCUUUGUACUGUUAAACCACUGGUUGACUGUGAUAGGAGGAAUUGUUUUGAAGUAUUAAGUCCUACAAAAAGCCACAUAUUACAAGCUGAUAGCGAAGAAUCGUAUUUAGCAUGGGUAACUGCCAUGCAGCAAGCAAUUAGUGCUGCUAUUCAAAGAGGUAUGGGUGCUGGUACUAUUGUUAGUAUACGAGAAUCACAAUCACAGAAUAUUAGAGGCUCAGGCAGACAACAAUCAAAACCUAAAUCAAGAGUUUGGGAGCAAAUUCUAAAGAUUUCUGGAAAUGAUAUUUGCUGUGAUUGCGGUGGUGCUAACCCAAGGUGGGCCAGUAUCAAUUUAGGAAUUACACUUUGCAUAGAAUGUUCUGGAGUACACAGAAGUUUAGGUGUUCACUACAGCAAAGUUCGUUCCCUCACAUUGGAUGAUUGGGAACCAGAAAUAUUAAAAGUAAUGGCAGAGCUUGGAAAUACAGUAGUGAAUAAUGUUUACGAAGCAUUGCCAAUACCUUCUGAUAUCGUUAGGGCUACGCCAAAGUGUAACGGUAACAUACGCGAAGCGUGGAUUAGAGCAAAAUACGUAGACCAUAAAUUCGUAAAACCCUUAAGUAACAUGAUUUCAUCCGGACAACAUGCGAGUCGUGACAAAAUGCAUUUCCGAAAAUGGAGUGUCCGUAAAUUACGUCGUAGACCACGAAGUUGCGACAAAAUUGAUAGCAUUAAUCGUAAUAAAACGGCAACGCUAUCUUCCGUGACAGAAGGUCCUCAUUCUACGAGUUCCGACGACAGUAAACAUACAUCGAUCGAAAGUUUAAGUUUCGUUGAGAAAGCAAAGAAAGCUGAAAGAAGUUCCUUAAGUUCUGAUGAUAGUACGAAUCUAGAUCUAAAAAACGAUUCUACCCUGUAUGGGAAGAUACUAACACGAUCACGUAACUGUAACGAUUUACAAGAAAGUAAUUCUAAAAUCGUUAAUAGCAAUAGAGAGUCAAGCGUUGAAAACGAACGUAAACUUGAUAUUCCUGAAGCGAAAGACAAUACAAUUUCCUCGAAUGCCUCGGAGAAUAAUUUAGCACUGAAAAGUGAAGUGUCCUUAAGCGUAGAGAUUUCUGGUGUUAACGAUGUCUUAGAAGAUAAAGAUAUCGGAACGGAGAAGCAGUGUACAGAAAAGGUAGAAUCGGACGUACUAAUGUUUGGUUGUGAUUUACCAAAGCCAACAAUCGAUAACAGUUUAGAAUUAAGUUCGGAUCAAGACUCAACUGCCGGUGAAGAUGAAGAAUUUACAGACGAGGAGGAUAUCGAAAAUUUACAUCCUGAAAUGUUACUUUAUAAAGCUGCCGCUGCUCACAAUCUUCCCGUAAUGUGUGCAGCUUUAGCGGCUGGUGCUGAUAAAUCAUGGUCAAAUAUCAAUGACAGAGGUCGUAAUGCUUUACACCAAGCGAUUAUAAGUGGUUCUGUUAUGUCUUGCGAAUAUCUCAUUCUAAAUGGAGCACGCAUCAAUUGUCAGGAUGCUGGUGGGAAAACACCAUUGUAUUUGGCUACAGAAUUAGGCCAUACCGCCCAAGUGUGCUUGCUUUUGAAGCAUCGCGCUGAUCAGCAUAUUAAAGACGAAAGUGGUGUAAAACCUUUGUCGAUAGCUGUAAAAGAAGCUAACGCGGAUAUUGUUACUUUAUUACGACUUGGCCUUUUAAACGAGGAAAUGAAAGACUCGGAAAUCGGAAUUAGUGGCGACGAAACCUUUAACGACGUUGUUCGAGAUUUUAGCCAAUUAGCUUGCUCUCACCCGGAACGACUGCAACGACGAAAUGAAAGUAGUAGUACGUCGCAACCCCCCGAAUGAGUUUUAAGGAUGUGCAAAUCUUAUUUGCAAAAUGUGAAGAGCAUGCUACAACGUAAAGAAAAGAAAGAGAAGAAUACAUCGAAAACGUCGUCUUUCAAUUCCUUGCAGAGUAAUAAAGAUGAUUACGAAUAGCAAGGUAAGUAUACAAAACGGGCUUGAAAGUCCGUUCGUGUAAUUGAAAGAAAAUGGAGAAAUAUUAAGAAAAGGUUAUGUCUCUCUUUAUACUUGAAUCUCUGUACAACAGAAAUUAUUUAAAUUUUGCUAGUACCUUUUUGUACUUGUAUUUUAAAUAGCCAAGAGACUUUUAUAUUGUUUGCCAAAAGGAAGUAUAAGUAAACGUUAUAUGUUGCUUACGCGUGAAAUUAUGCUAUCCAGUGAUAGAAUGUUAAAACACGAGGUGUUUUGCGUGCCUUCUUUCUCGUUUUCCUCUUAAAUUUACAGGAAAAAAUGAAAGUAACUUCUUGUCUAAAACAAAUGCUUCUUCCAAUAUGUGUAACGCGUACUCGUAUAAGUUUAAAAAAAAAACAACAUUCUACAACUUGCAGAAUUUACAACUUGCAAAAAUAUAACGCGAGUAGAAUUUGAAAAUAUCUGCAAACAUUCGAAAAACUGUAAAUUAUUAUUAGUAGAUAUUUGUAUAUCAUUUAUGUGAUAUGAGAAACGCGACAAAAUAGUUUUAACUCUGUAGUAUGAAAAGUUCUAUCAUUAGCCGACAUGUUCUCGAUACGAUAUGACCUAGCAAAAUCUUUGCAACCAAAAUUUUAUACAUGUAUCUGUUUUUAUAUACUUAAUACUACCAGUAAUGUAUAUACAACUGGCACUAAAAUAAUUGUUUGCGUUUUUUCAGUUAUAGUAAUUUGAUAUAUAUUAGUA